Molecule: messenger RNA, 3219 nt
Organism: Closterium sp. Naga37s-1
Lineage: Eukaryota; Viridiplantae; Streptophyta; Zygnematophyceae; Desmidiales; Closteriaceae
Source: the annotation of a GenBank genome assembly
AUGGCGUCGCGUCCUCAGAAUGUCGGCAUCCUCGCCAUGGAGCUCUACGUCCCACCCAGCUUCGUCUCCCAGACGGAGUUGGAGGUGCACGACGGCGUGAGUGCGGGCAAGUACACCAUCGGGUUGGGGCAGGACGAGCUUGGUUUCUGCUGCGACCAGGAAGACGUCAUCUCCAUGAGCCUGACUGUUGCCCAACGGCUCUUAGAGAAGAACGGCGUAGACGCAUCACGCAUAGGGCGGCUGGAGGUGGGCACAGAGACAGUGAUCGACAAGAGCAAGUCCAUCAAGACCGCCAUCAUGACUCUCUUUGAGGCCAGCGGCAACGCUGACGUGGAGGGCGUUGAUUCGUGCAACGCGUGCUACGGUGGCACGGCUGCGCUGCUGAACAGCGUUAAUUGGGUGGAGGGGUCGUCGUGGGACGGCCGUUUUGCCAUCGUUGUUGCUGUUGACAGCGCUGUGUACGCGGAGGGCCCAGCGCGGCCAACAGGAGGAGCAGGCGCGGUGGCGAUGCUGGUGGGGCCAGACGCGCCCCUGGCAUUCGAGAGUGGGCUGGCGGGCAGCUAUGCCGCCCAUGCGUACGACUUUUACAAGCCCAAACUCGCCAGUGAAUACCCUGUGGUGGACGGCAAGCUAUCUCAGACGUGCUACACUAAGGCGCUCGACCACUGCUACCAACGCUUCUGUGACAAGUACGCCAAGAAGCAUGGCUCUGCGUUCUCACUGGCUGAUACUGAAUCCGUGGUCUUCCACUCUCCCUACAACAAGCUGGUGCAGAAGAGUCUGGCACGGCUAGUGUUCAAUGAUGUGAAGAGGGGAGUGAGCAGCGCAUAUCUGGGUGCAGGAGAGGCGGACGCACUGCAGCCGUUUGUGGGGCUGGAGGAAGAGAAGAGCCUCGUGGACCGAGACCUGGAGAAGACGGCCAUGCGGGUGGCAGGGCCGGUGUACAGCAGCAAGGUGGGCCCCACCACCCUCGUGGGCAAGCGUGUGGGCAACAUGUACUGCGCCUCGCUCUAUGGCAGCCUCUCAUCGCUUCUUGCACAGCAAGGGCAGCAACUGGAGGGCCAUCGCAUAUUGCUCUUCUCGUAUGGCUCUGGCCUCAUGUCCACCCUCUUCUCGCUUACCGUGCGCCAAGCUGCUGACCCAUUCUCCCUCGCCACACUCACCUCUCAUCUGGAUGUGCACCAGCUGCUCGAGUCUCGCACCAAGUGUGUAUUGACUGUCGAUCCCUUCUCCCUAGCUGCUCUCACACUCACUGUUCAUCUCGAGAAGCACCAGCUGCUGGAUUCUUUCACUCACACAGACAAGCUCCUCCCCUUCCUGCUCCCCUUUCUGUUACCAGGGUUCUUCUUAGCGACAUAUUUUUGUGUCUGCAUUUCCUUUGCCCCGUCCGUCCCGUCGUCGUACCUCGCUCAUACGCGCAACGCCAGCAUGCAGCCAGCAGCACCCCCCGCGGGUCAAUGGGGAGGAGCACAAGCCGCGACCGGCGCUGGCGCAGGCGGAGCGGAUGAGCCACGGACGCUGUGGGUGGGGGAUCUGCAGUACUGGAUGGACGAGACUUACUUAUGGAACGCGUUUGCGUCCACGGGCCAGGGCAACGGGGCAGCCGGCGGAGUAAAAGCUAGUGGAGUUCAAUUGAACUGCUACCUAGUUAUCCCUCCCCAAACCCGCUACCUCCCCCCCUUUACUGUGGUUGCUAACGCUAAAAUCAUCCGCAACAGGGCGACAGGGCAGCCCGAGGGGUACGGGUUCGUGGAGUUCACGACUCAUGCAGCAGCGGCGCAGGCGCUAGCGACCUACCAGGGCACGCCCAUGCCUCAGGCGGAGCAGCAGCCCUUCCGCAUCAACUGGGCCGCGUUUGGCGCGGGGGAAAAAGGUGGCGGCCGCCCAGCGGACGGGCAGGAGUUCUCCAUAUUCGUGGGUGACCUCGCUCCAGACGUGAACGACUACCUUCUCUGUGAAACCUUCCGCUGCCGCUACGGCUCUGUCAGAGGCGCCAAGGUGGUGGUGGACAAUGUGAGUGGGCGCACCAAGGGUUACGGCUUCGUGGUGGUGGACAAUGUGAGUGGGCGCACCAAGGGUUACGGCUUCGUCCGAUUCUCCUCGGAGGAGGAGCGGGACCGCGCAUUGCACGAGAUGAACGGCCAGAUGUGCUCCUCGCGCCCCAUGCGCAUCAGCGUCGCCACUCCCAAGAAGCCCGGGGCGCCGGGGCAGGGUAAGGGGAAGAGGUCGGGGCAGGAUGGGCAUCGCCACUCCCAAGAAGCUCUGAGCGCUGGGGCUAGCAUCGCCACUUACAAGAAGCCCCGACCGGAGCUCCUGUCCCAAAGCAUCCUCUUUCUUUACGACCCGGAAUUUCCCCUUCUUUCAGGUGGUGCGCCGGGUGGGCAAGGGGGAGGUGCACGGGCGGGGCCCCAGCCCCAGCCACAGGGACCCGGGGGAGAGGACGACCCCAGCAACACCACGGUGAGUGGGCAGUGUGGGGAUUUUCAAGGCAAGGGGAGGGAAGGGGAGAGGGCAGGACCCCAGCCCCAGCCACAGGGGCCCGGGGGAGAGGACGACCCCAGCAACACCACGAUAUUUGUGGGAGAGUUGGACCAAAGUGUGACGGAUGGGCAGCUGGGAGCAUUGUUUGGGCCGUGGGGCAAACCGGGGUUGCUGUGUUUUGAGUCAAGCUUAAAGCAACCUUCUUCCCGCCCCCGUCCUGUUUCACGGCAGAUUUUUGUGGGAGGUUUGGACCAGAGUGUGACGGACGAGCAGCUGAGAGCGGUGUUUGGGCCGUGGGGCGAGCUGGUAUACGUGAAGAUCCCAUUCGGCAAGGGCUGUGGCUUCGUGCAGUUCCGACAUCGAUCACAGGCAGAGGAGGCGCUGAGGAAUAUGCACGGCACGGUCAUUGGGCAGCAGUCUGUGCGGCUCUCAUGGGGACGCAAUCCUGCCUCAAAGCGUACCUCGACAUACCCCUCGCAAGGCUCUCAGUGGCAGCAGCCGCAGCAGCAGCACGAUCCCAAUGCAGCAGCGGCAGGUGGUUGGGGCGCUGCUGCCGGUAACACUGGUUACUACGGAGGGCUUGGCCUCAAGCUCAAGCUGCUCCAGCUGCAGCGGCAGCAUCUCCCGCCACAACACCAGCACCACAAAGUGCAGCAGCAGCGCCUGCUUCUGGAUUUGCAGCUGGAGUUACCCCAGAACCCUUCGAUCCCCUGCGCCCCAUUGACGUGGACAAGAUGA